Cladocopium goreaui is the source of this 16665-nucleotide messenger RNA. Lineage: Eukaryota; Dinophyceae; Suessiales; Symbiodiniaceae. The record is from the annotation of a GenBank genome assembly.
AUGGCUCCCCGGAAGAAGUCAGCUGCCCACGCUGUAUCUCCGGAGGAGCCGCAAUUCGCGAAUCCAAACCAGGAUUGGCAUGUGGAGAUUCAAGCAGCUUUGGACAAGAUUCAAGGCUACUAUGGCGCCGACUUUGACAAAGCCCCUCCAUUGUCAGUUGAAGAAGGGUUCCAAGCUCCUGUGGAUUUGGAACUUGUGGAGGAGAGAUUGGAUUCUGCUGAGUGGUCGGAGCCAAUUCUGGCCAGUGGUGGGGUCAAUGCACUUUGGGCAUCACCCAUGACAUCCAUGACCCCAAAUGUCACGAUCAACCAGAAGGCGCUCAAGUCUUUCAUGGAGAACUUUUGGCCAGCGGGGAUGGUCCGGCCUCUCACUGAGCCUGUUGACUUCAGGGCAGUGCGAGGACCUGGAGGCAUGCAGCGCUUGUCGCCUGAGGAGCCAGUUCAGGCGCUUGUCUUGAAGGUUGCUUCGCGCAUUGAGGCUGAAGCCGACGAAGAAGAGUUGGAAAAAUGGAGGAAGUGUUUGCUUAGCUGUCCUGGAAGAUUUGUGCGGGCCGAAGCUUGGGAAGACCAAUAUUUCUGGUCUGUGAACAGCCGCAGGAGAACAAGUGACUUGUCAAAAUCAGUCACCCAUCUAUGCAGCCAAAUCGUGAGCGACAUUUGGAUGUUCAAAAGAAGGAGGGAAGCUGCUCACAACAGGACUUUCACAGCCCAAGAGAUCGCUGACGCUUAUUCCGAGCACAUGGUUGACACUCGUGGGGACGAGGAACCCCGCAGCGAUGUCAAGAUCGUCGAAAGGGCCCUGACAGUGUAUGACAAGGUCCUUGGCAUCCCAUCUGUGCGGAGAUUGAUCGAAAAGAGUGAGCAUUUCCAUGGUGUGAAAAGCCCUUGGAAUUCAAUCAACAAACUGAUUGAAGUGCAUUACAAGUGCAAAACAGCUGCCAAAGUGGAAUGGUUCUUCAUGUGCACCGACCUUGGUCUGGAGUUGGGGCAAAUCGAGAUUGGUGAUCUGAGCGUCAACAAGUUAAAGGGGACAGCUGGAAAAACUGGCAUGGCAGACCUGAUCCUGUUCAAGAAGGGCAUAAAAGACUUCUUUCUUACUCGCUUCCUGGAUGUUCGGAACUUCAAAGCGGACCAGAAAGAGUUCAUGAGAGAAGCGUUCAAGGACCAGGAGGCCUACAUGUCAAAGCUCUUGCAUGCAGACAGAACUUUGAUGAGCUCUUGGGGUGGGGCUGCCAGCAAAACCCUUGACAUGAUUGAAAACACUUGCUAUUCCUUCGAUGGCAGUGAAGGCUCCACAAUCAAGACAGGAAUCAAGCAAGGGAAGACAGCGCAGGAGAUUGUCGAGGACUACAACCCAUGGAAAACUAUGAUCGAGGAAAUUGAUGCAGCUUUGGCUGUUGAGAGCUCUGCCAUGAAGAUUGAGCCAGAGAGCUCAGCUACAGCUACUCCAACGCAAACUGCAUCCGUUGGCUCGACUGAGGCUAAGGAUUCCAAAUUUGUUUUGGCUGCAGAUGAAGGCAUCAACCUUGACACAGUUGAAGAAUCAUGGAGCAAUUUUGUGGACAGGCAGAUCUCCAAGUAUGUGGCUCUUGUUGUCGAGAAGGGCUUGUCUCAGGGACAGCUUGCCAAAGAGCUGCAGAAAUCCACCCUUGCGAAGAUCGAUGGGUCUUCUGCAGGAAAUGUGUGCAUUGUCUUCGACGCCAACCUGUUUGGGGAAUCCAUCACCGCCCCUCACAUUCGUGCCUGUCCUCUGCAAAACACAGUAGUCUCCAAGCUCUGGAAAGCUGUGCAGGAGACCCGUGCCUCAAGUGAGCCAGGCAUUGUGAAACCUAAUGACGUGGUGAUCCUCUUGGACGGUGGGAAGAAGAAUGCCAACAACAUGCUCAGCUGCUUUGGCUUGUCCGCGAAGGAGCGAAGCACUAUCGACAAAGGACGAAAACCCAAGGAUGGGAAAACCAUGGCCAGGCAGAUCAUGGUGUUCUUUACUGAGGAAAGCGUUCAAGCGAGGAAGUGGAGGAAGAAAAACAGGAAUGAUCCCUUGAACUGCUGCCAGAUCGCCCAUGUGUUCUACAAUGGAACUACCCAGAUCAAUGUCAGGGAUCACAAGCAUUUCAACAAAGCAUCCAACAUGAGCAACACUCUGGGCCCAAUCUCCUUGCAGCCAUUCUCCAUGCUUCCAAAGAUGACUGUGGGCCAGAAGAAGGAGUUCUGGGCCAGUCGCCGUCGAGCUGUUGGAGGAAAGACCGCUGAGGAUGCUGAAGAUGACGAUGGAAGUGGAGAAGAAGCUGAAGAGGACGACGAAGAGAUGGAGGACGUGAAGGAAGUGGAUGGCAUUGUCGUCUCAGCUGUCGGUGGUGGCCGUGGCAGCCAAGGAGUUCCAAAUGAUGCCGUCCAACCCAUUUGCUUCCAACAGCUGCCAAGGAUUGUGACAGACUCUCUGGUCCAUGCUUUCUGGGGCCUCUCUGUCAUUGACCUUUCGCCUGGGGCAGGAGAGCUGUGCUGCGACACUGUCAUGAGCUCCACUGGGUACUUGGGCAUUUGCCAUUCCCAAUUCCAGAAAGACUUCAUCAUGACAAAGUUGAAGAAGGAAAUGCUGGCAGCCAUGGCCAAGCCUGAUUCGAAGAUGUACUCGGCAGCCUAUGCCCAGACCUUGAAGCGCUCCGCUGACACAGAGGGCGGCGGCGAUGCCAAGAAGCCCAAGCUUCCUGCGCCCACACCGGUUAAGGAGGGGCAGCAUGAGCUUUUCAAUGUGCUCUUGGAUCUCCUGCCUACCAAGAGUGGGCUUGUGACCAACCACCAAGCCGACCAGAUUUUUCUGAAUGGUGACAUGCACCGAUGGCAUCGUCUCAUUUUUCGACCUAGUGCUGAGGAGUUCCAAUGCGAGACUUUCAUCAAGCUCUACCUGGACUUGAAGCGUGAGAGUGGCUACUUGAAUUCUUUGUUUGGUCGCUACAAGACGCAGCACAUGCAGGCGGCAAGUCCGAAAAAAUUCGCAAAGAUGUGGCAUGACAGAUGGCACGAACUUGAACAGAUCAACUAUGCCUCGUACCAUUUGCUGCCGCAUGAGAUGGACCAACUAGACUGGGCAUUUCGCCUAUGCCAGGCGGAUCGCCAAUGCGAGACUUUCAUCAAGCUCUACCUGGACUUGAAGCGUGAGAGUGGCUACUUGAAUUCUUUGUUUGGUCGCUACAAGACGCAGCACAUGCAGGCGGCAAGUCCGAAAAAAUUCGCAAAGAUGUGGCAUGACAGAUGGCACGAACUUGAACAGAUCAACUAUGCCUCGUACCAUUUGCUGCCGCAUGAGAUGGACCAACUAGACUGGGCAUUUCGCCUAUGCCAGGACAAAUUGUGUCCAGGCAUGCCAAUCCUCGGAAGUGAGUGCCACAGCUUGUCCAAGAGUCUUCUUGGGCUGACGCUUAGGAGCAGCCCAGACAGGGAUGACGAUGAGCAGAAUGUGAAAGAAGAGGAGGAGGAACAUGAAAUCCGCCCAAUAGCCGGUGGAGGCUGGCCAGAGGGAAGGUCGUCGCAAGCACCCUGCGUCGAUCUUCCCUCUGACCUGCACGGACUGAAUGAGCAGCAGUUGGAAGUGGAACGGGCACGACGGUGGAGGAGAAGGACAGAUGAGGAGUUCCUCAAGUUCAAGGGCAAAGGAAAAGGCCUAAAAGGAAAAGGAGCUGAGCCGCAUGCAACAGUCGGCCAGGAGGAGGAGGAGGAGGAGGUGAAUCUCCCAAGCAUUCCUGAAGAGGAGGAGGUACAUGCUGCAACGAACGUUCAAGAACAUGCUGGCGCACUCCUCAGAGGCGGGGACACAGAGACGGUCCUUCGCAAAGGAGAGGACCGCGAUGGCAAAUGCGGCGAAGGUGUGUUGGACCUGGAGAAAAGACUUGCAGAUGCACAGGAGUCAAGGAAAAAAGACGCUGCAGAAGAGCAAAAGAGGGCAAAGAUGUUGCAGGAUCUCUGGAAGAACUACCAGGUCCGCGUCAGGGAGUCGGAGCAGAGCCACAUGAGACGUGAGGAACUGAAAUGGAAGAAGGAACAAAAGAAACUGAAGAAGCAGCAAAAGAAGGCAGCUGAGGCCACGAAGGCCAAGGAAAAGGAAAGAGUCAAAGAGGCCAAAAAGGUGGUGGAUUUGCUCACAUGUUAUUCCAGAGGCCAGAGGCGCCGCACCAAAGGGCAUGAGUGGCCACAAGCGCAAAUCACCGAGUACAUGCUGAGCGAGGCCGAGGAAGAAGGUGAUGGCAUCGCCUUCAAAGAGAGAGAACGUUUUGAGAAGGAGAAGGGCAAGAACCAGGCAGUUGCAGAGAGGUCUUUUAUCCUCACCAUGUUUGGCAGCCAGAUUGACGAUGAAGAGAUGGAGGUUCAAGAGCUUGCGGGAGAGCAGGAUCAAAUUGUUGAAAGAGCCAAAGGCACCACGACCUUCGAAGUGUUGGAAGCCUUCGAGCAUGGCUGGGGCAACUGGGCUGGAAUGCCAGAGCAUGGCAUCAUUGUGGAUCGUGCCAAGUACUUCCUCAGCCUUUGGAAGGCCAUGUUUAGACAGCUAUGUUGGCCCCAGCAAGUGAGUGGAAAAGAAGGUGUCCUCUUGGCAACUGCAGCCAUAAAUUCAGCUCGCAACAACCUGGCGAGAAAGUCAGGCUUUGCGCCCAUUCAGUGGGUCCUUGGAAGAACUACCAGACUCCCAGCUGACCUCAUGCAUGAGGGUGAGGUGGCGCGACUUGGAGCUCAAGCAGCCGCUGAGACACCAACCACACGUUUCUUUAGGAAGAACCAACUGAGAAUGGCAGCUCAUGAAGCCUUUGUCAAGACCGCCAACAAUGAAGCACUUCGUCGAGCUGAGCUUAGAAGAGUCCGACCUACCAGAGGGCCAUUCCAUGUGGGCUCCUAUGUCUUCUUCUACGACCAGCAAGGAACUCAAGGAAGUGCUUUGAACUGGCGCGGUGUUGCGCGAGUGGUGGGCCAUGAAGGUUCACGAAUUGUGUGGUUGUCGCACCGUGGCAUUCUGAUUGCAGCCUCCCCUGAACAUCUCAGUCAUGCCAAUGAGGAGGAGAUCCAAGGAUGGAUGGUGACGCAAAACGAGCCUACACCACCAGCAGAAGGUUUUCCUGAAGAGCCACUGCCUGCAGAGGAAGCUUUGGAAGCUCCGAAAGACGGCGCUGCAGAAACGCCUGCGCUGAGAGAUGCAGAAAUGUCAGAAGGCUAUGAGCCUACGGAGGCAGUGGAGUCGGCGGAUGAGAACAUGCCGAAGGAAGGUGGUUCAGUGAAGGCUGAGGAUCUGUCUGCAAGCUCAACAUCGAUGGCUCGUAUCCAAUUGGAAUCAGAGAGAGAGCAAAAGAGAGAAAUCCGUUCAGGCCUUUUCUUUGAGAGGAAGCAGAAGGAGAGAAAAGCUUUGAAGGAGCAACAGAAAGUGCAGCGCCUGAAGGAUUUGGAAAGAGAGGCUGUCACAACUCCCGUCUUUCCAGAGUUUGACCCUGACCUGGAUGAUUUCCGAUCUCCGGCAACAACUCGUCCUGCACCUAUUCCAGAAGAACCAGAGAUAGAUGAGGCAGUUGAGAGAGAAACCAAACGGAGAAGACAGGGUGGAACGGAAGAUGGAAGUGGCCAAGCUUCUUUAGCUUUUGCUUUCCAUGCCUAUGACUCUGACGAGUUCCUCUUGAGCCAGGCGAAGAAUGAGUACGGCCUGAAGGUCGAAUACUACCAAAAGCAUGGCGUGGAGAUGGAGGAAUUUUUGUUUGGUGUUGAAAGAAAUGAUUUCAAUAGCCACUAUGGUGAACUUUGCAGAGAAGCACAAGCUCGGGCCUAUGUAGCUGCACCCACCGAUGCAGCGACUGGUCCAAAGAAACGUGGUAGGAAAGAACUGAGAUUGAAUGAAGUCACCGAAGAGCUGGCUGCACAGUUCAGUGGUCCAGGUGGUUCGGAUGAGAAGGAAUGGACUGCUUGGAUGGAAAAAGGGGCUUGUGAUGUCCUAUCUGUAGCUGAAAGCGAUGAGAUCUUUCGAACCAAAAGCCAGUGCAUCAUACCAACGAGAUGGGUCCGCACCAACAAAAAUGAUGGCUUGGAAGGGAAACCUUUUCUCCCGAAAAGCCGACUUGUGGUGCAAGGUUUCAAGGACAAGUCCCUGGGUUCUUUCAGAAGGGACGAUGUCAAGAACGCCUAUUUUUCUGGACAUGAAAUUGGCCGUGAGCUGUAUUUGCAACAGCCACGUGGUGGUCUCCCCGGCUUCAAGAAAGGCCAACUGCUGCGAGCCCGGAAGGCGAUUUAUGGCGUCUCCGAGGCAGCUCGUUUAUUCUGGCUAGCUCUCAGAGAGCACCUGCUGUCUGACAAUUGGGUUGGGUCUAGACUGGAACCCGCCUUAUUUUAUUUGCGGGAUGCCGAAGGCCGACUAGCUGGUGUGUUGGUCACCCACGUGGAUGACAUCGAAGCUGGAGUCCGAAAGGACAUGGUGGAGAAAGCUUUUGAGAACUCAAGCAAGGCUUUGGAGUUUGCUACCAGCAACCAAGGUAGCUUCAUUUUUCGAGGUCGAGAGAUUUCUCAAGCUCAAGAUGGGCAUGUGGAUGUCAGCAUGACCAACUAUGCCAAGGCCAUGAAACCAGUCAAGAUAGCUCGAGAGAGGCGACAGCAGCUGGAAAGUCGUUUGACCAUGGAGGAGAAGAAUCAAAUGAUGAGCGCAGCGGGUGAGUUGGUGGGUUGGAUCACCAGGCAGCUUCGCAGUGACCUUUCCUAUGAAAAUGGAUGCAUCCAGAGAUGCAAAGGAGAUCCUUGUGUGGCGGAUUUGGUAAGGGUCCGUCAAGCCAUUGCAGCUGCAAGGAGAGCUGCCACCUUUAGACAAAGGUAUUGGAACGAUGUGAACCUGGAGGAUGCAGUUUUGGUUCACAUGGCCGAUGCUGGUCACGCCAAUGGUGUUCCUGAAGGUGAUGACAUCAAGCGUUACCAGUCCAUUGGUGGUUAUUUCCUUUUUCUGGCCAACAAGGAGAUUUUGGAAGGAAAGCCUGCGAGAGCCAACCUUUUAGCAUUUCAUUCUUCACAGAUCAAAAGAGUUUGCAGGUCAACACUGGCGGCAGAAGCUUCGCAUCUUUCUGAAGCUGUGGAGGCCGGUGACUGGCUAGCAGUGCUGUUGGAUGCAGCACUACAUGGUCGUCAAGAUCUCAAGCAUUGGGAUCAACUUGUGGAGAAACGAAAACGGGUCUAUGUCACUGAUUCUCAGUCAGUUUUCGACUAUCUGCAUCGAGAUAGCACCUCUACCAGCAGCGACAAACGGAUGGCGAUUGAAGGAGCACUCUUACGAGAGACCGUUCGUCGUCCUGGUGCUGAAGUCAGAUGGAUCGAUGGGGAACAGAAUCUGGCAGAUAUCCUCACGAAGCCUCGUGUGGACAGGGCCCUGCUCAUGGAGUACAUGAGAACUGGAAUGCUGAGUUUGGUUCAAACAGAAGCCAACCGAAAGUCCAAGGAGAAGAAGAGAGCACAAAGAUCUGCUCGCAAAAAGGUGGUGAAGUCAGAUGAGAAGAAAUUGAAAGAGAAGGACGCUCGUAUCGAGCGAGUGGUUGCCGAGAUGCGGGAGCGUGCUGAGAUUGAGUCAGAAGCAGAAGUUCAGUUUGCAGGUGAAGCCACGGCUGGCAUCUCAUCCAAAGCGUUUCGGACAAACAUAGCAAAUGCUUCGACGCCGGGACCGGAAGAAUCUUCGGUUGCAGGGCCUCCUGCCAGCAUUGACAACAAGGAGGUGGAGGAACAUGAAGGCCGCAGUCUCAGGCUACCCAGCCUGCGAGAUGAAUUGCCAGAAGGGAACGAAAUCGACCCCGAAGCGGUUGACUACAGUCCAGGUGGCGCUGAAGUGAAGCGUGUCCAGCUGAAUUCAAUGCGCUACUUGGGGGCCUUUUUUUCAGCCCGAUAUUGCAUGAUUGGCUCCAGCUUCUGUUUGCCAACCGGCUGGCCGUUGGCAGAAUCGGCAUGCGCGGCACGUUCUUUUCGCCCUGUGGGCGGCUGCCUUGUUGAGGAGAAAGGCCACCCAUCGUCCCCGGAUGUGAUGGGUUCCGAGGAAGGCGGCGGCUCUUUCUGGGCCACCUUUGGAGGUGGCAGCAACGGUGCAGAGGCCUCUGCUUUGGAGAAGCUUCUGCAGACGCCCAAAUGCAGUGUGGAGGCGUUGUUGGACGAAGAAGAGGUGAUUCAGGAAUUCAAGACGGGCAAUCCGAAGCUGGUGGCAAGGCUUUCGGAGCCUGAUGCCAUCAAGGGCUUCAUUUCCACAGUGGCACCGGAGCAUUUGGUUGCAGCAUCCUUGGCCUUUGGAGCAGCGCCCGAUAAACCUGUGCAACCUGGCUUAAGACUGGAAGUGUUUCAUUUGCCACGCGGCACUCUGGGCACUAUUGGCUUUUGGCUGGACUUUGGGAGUUUGUUCAUUGCGAUGUCGAUGACUGGGAACGGCACUGAAGAUGGAAAAUCAGGGCCAUGGUACCAAGUCCCCGUUUGGGACGGCAGUCCAUUGACCUGGCGAGAGUUUCAGAGAUCCAUGAAAUGGUGGCUUGCCUCGUUGGACUUGCCAUCGACGGCUCGAUACAAUUUGGCUGCACGUUGGCUUCUCCGACAAACUGGAAUUGUUCGCCAGCGUGGCGAAGAAUUUGACCCUAAGGACUUGGAGUUUAAGCCAGCAGUUGAAGCGAAGGAUCCAACAACUGGUGAAGUCAUUGAGAUCGAGAAACCUGACUAUCUGCAUGGCCUGAAUAAGCUGCUGCGUGCCUUGGAGGACAUCAAUGGCAUGACGGUCCUUGACAAGCGAGGUGAGUUGCGUCAGCAGUUCUAUGUCGAACUGCAAAGGCGCCCUGGCGAGCGAGUUUCUGAGUUUGCCACACGUUUUCGUGUGGCCGUGGCAGAUCUUCAAGCAGAAGGAGUUGUGUUGCCAGCUUCUGAGUUAGGCUGGUUCAUGAAAAGCAAGGUUGGCCUGGACCCUUUGAGGAAACAGUUGCUUGAGACUGCACUUAAUGGUAAGGAGGAGUACAACUUGAUAGAAAGCGAAAUUCUUCGUCUUUUCAAAGAGCUCCACCUUCAAGACCCACUGUAUCGCAGUAAGCCUGGCUUUGGUGGUGACAAGCAGAAGUUAACAAUUCGCCGAAUGUUUCAGGCGGCACCUUCAUCCACAAGCUCAUCAACCGGUUCAACUAUCAGCCGGAGCCCAUCUAUGUUCUCUUCAGCUUCGACGUUUCGGAAGAGCUCUUCAUCAAAUGCUUCUGGCCCUCGCCGCGUGCUUUUGGCUGAGGUUCCAGAAGACGAGACUGCAGCUGAAGUUGAGGCAGAUGAUGGUAAUGGUGGCGAUGAACCAACAGCAGAUGAGCCUACUUUGGAAUCCUUCCUCCAGGCGGAGGUAGAAUGCUUAGCAACGGAGCUUCAGGAAGCUGAAGACCAUGGUGCCGAUGCCGACCUGAUCGCCGGCGUUGAGGCAGACUUUGAACAGGCCGCUGAGGCCCUUGUUACCAUGAAGGAGGCUCGCAACAAGUUACAAGAGCUUCGAAAAGAUCGGGGUUUCAACAAGCUUGCAGUUGGUGGUUCCAGUUCGAGCAGCCUGAAAGGCGCCAAUGUCCCUGCGGCCCGAAAAGCAUCAGGUAGACACCCAUGCUUCGAUUGCAAUCAACAUGGCCACUGGGCCGGAGACCGGGAGUGCCCUAAACCGGGCGCGGGCCUGGGGCGCAAGUUACUUCCGACUGCGAAGGCAAAAGUUGCUCCUCGCCAAGUUCGGGCGUUGGCAGAUGAGAAGAUGUUGGUGGGUGCCCUGGAUUCAGCCUGCAAUAGAACAUGUUGUGGUCAGCAAUGGUUGGAUCAGUAUCUUGAACAGCUUCGCAAAUCAGUUGAAGCUUCAGCAGAUGUCAGCCGGGCAUUUCAUGCUUCCUCUGCUGAGAUGGAAAGCGAAGAACUUGUCCCCUUGACACCGGGACUGAUUCGCCAGUACAAGGACAACAUCAACCUGGCAUUCGCUCCAUACCGAUGGCGAAGAUUUGUUCUUCGACUCGUAGAUCGGGUCAUCUGGCACUGGCAUGGUUUGCUUUUGUGGUUGGUGCAGCGCCCCUUCUUGCGCUACUUGCCAUAUCCCUAUCCAGCAGUUGCCACAGUGAAGGAUUGGCUGCUGCAAGCGGAAGCUAUGACUCAUGGGAGCGCUUUGAGCUCUCGACAUCUUCUUCGAGGACAAGCCAAUGGAGCCUUCACAGCGGCGAACUUGGUUGCCAUGUCUCGCUUCAGGGAUCGAGUAGGCUGGCAAGCAGCCUUCUUGGAGGAUGGAGUCAUGCAAGGUCUUCUACUCGCUCGAGGACGCCAUGGCCAAUCUCAGAGGAUCAAAGCUGCUGCAAUUCAAGAGGCCCAAGAACGAAUGAACCUCGAGCUGGCAGAACGAGAUCGACUUCAAGCAGCCCGCGCACUUGUGGGACCUCGUGGUGGUCUUCCAGCGCUGAAGGACGACCUCACCAGACUUGCAUUGCUUUUGCACCUUCCGGUGAACCCCAAGGACACGGUGGCCCAGCUCCAGGAGAGGAUCAAACCUUCCAUCGAGAUGCUCAAGAAUGUGACCCCUGUCAAAGCUGCCCCUCAGGCAACAUCGAAGGCGAAAUCAUUGGCAACUCCUCAGGCAUCCAGGCCACAAUCCACGGAGUCUUCAUGGUUGAAGCCUUCGACGGUGGCGGACGAGCAGAUGGCUCAGUUGACUGCCCUGAGUCAGUCCACUUCUUCCUCAAGCUCUGGAAGUGGACGCCGACAUGCCGGAAACAGGGCCUUCGUCCUGAACGACAAGAUCAACCCUGGUGUGAAGCAGAUGAUCACACAGGCCUGGGCCAAGCACAAGAAGGAGCAGAAGCUCAUCUCAUGUCAGCGUUCUGAUGUGCAUCAGAUCCUUUUGACUUCAUGGGAUCACGAGAUGCGAGACUGUAUGAACGAGACCUUCAGCAUUGAGUUCACUUUUCCAAACAUCCUGGCGACUGAGGUGUUCACAGACACUGAACCAAUUGCCAGAAGUGUCCGUCGACGUGGCCUUCAUGCUGGUGACAGCUUGACUUUGUCAACAGGUUGGAAUUUUCUGUUGGCUGCUGAUCGCCAAAAGGCCUUGGACUUGAUACGUCGCCGGAAGCCCUAUGUGGUUAUGUUGGCUUUUCCAUGCGGACCUUGGUCACCUCUUCAAUUCUUGAAUCCGGCUUUGGACUUAGCCGAGAAGAGAGACCAAGGAUUGACCCUCAUUCGUUUUGCCAUCCAGGUCUUCAUUGACAUGUGCUACUUUGGCCUCAAAGCUGCCAAUGGGCUUUUCCACAGGAAGAGCACUCAGCUGGUGACAUCCAUGCAAGCUGUCAUCUCCAACAUGCUGGGAUGCCAAUGCCCAGGUGACCAUGCCCAUGCACCUGUGAUUGGUGGGAGCAAAGUGACGGCCAUUGCAGGCCACUACACAACUGCCUUCGCCGAUGCAUUGGUGGACUCUUUUCUUGAGCAAUUUGAUUUUGAAUCCAAUCUCAUGUGGAAGGAUCGUUUGGACUUGGACUUUGAGGUGAAUUCCACGGAGAAUGUCCAUGAAGCCAAUGCUGGCGAAACUGUUGAAUCUGAUGGUGACGAAGAACUUGGUUUGAAGCCCGAAGACAGUAGCAUCACCAUCACGCCGGCCGUUAGACAGGCCGUGAUGAGGCUCCACAUCAAUACGGGCCACCGGUCAAAUCUCCGGCUGGUUCGGGCACUACUGGUGGCUGGUGCACCUAGAGAAGCAGUCGUUGCAGCAAAGAGGCUGUCAUGCUUGAUAUGUGCUGAACGACAACCACCUCGACCUAGACUGCCAGCUUCUCUACCUCCACCACGACAGGUUGGGCAGCAAGCACACAUCGAUUUGAUGAUUUUGGAUGACUCUGUCAAAAAACCUCAUACUGUGGCUCACAUCACUGACAGCGUGAGUCGCUUUCAAGCUGCUCGAGUCAUGAAAGACAAGAGCUCGGCAGAGGUCAUCCAGUUUUUGGUGGUGCAUUGGAUUUCAUUGAUGGGCGCUCCACACACAUUGGUUGCUGACCAAGGUCGCGAAUUCAUCUCCACCGAGUUCUGCGAUUGGUGUGACUCAAGGAGCAUUUAUUUGUUUCAUGCAGGUGUUGGAGCCCCAUGGCAAAAUGGUAUUGCAGAGCGAAGUGGAGCUACGCUUCGCACUUUGGUUUCCGCUAUCUGCCAGACACAUGCCGUGGCCACAGAUGAUGAAAUGCAGCAGGCAGUGGCCGAGGCAGUUAGCUCCUACAACAAUGACGUCAAUGAAAGUGGCGUCUCCCCUCAGCAGUUGGUGACGGGGAAGAACAGCAGAUCUCCUGGCGACGUCCUUGGUGGAUUUCAUGGACAUUUGGCUGAACACUCAUUGAUUGAAUCAGUUCCAUCAAUGGCAAAGCAAACAGCCAUCCGGGAGACAGCAAGAGUUGCUAUGCUUCGGCUUCAUUACAGCAGAGCCUUGAGACAAGCCGAAUUGGCCCGUUCAAGGUCCACUACUGCGACAUCCUUGCCCUCUCCAGGUGAUUUGGUUUUCUUUUGGCGAGCCCAGAAAUACAAGUCUCGCAAGGAUGGUGGCACUGGCUCACGAUCUCGUAAGCAGCUGAUGCUUCGCAGGUGGCAUGGACCUGGACUUUUGGUUGCGACCGAGGGCAAGGGCGGCACAGACUAUGCUGCCAAUUGCUUUAUUUCCUUCCGCGGCCAACUCUCCAAGUGCCCCACGGAGCAUGUGCCAAAAGCAAGUGCCCUCGAGAGCAUUGCAGCAGGUUCUUGGGAAGCAGCCAUCGAUGAAGUUGUGCAGGCCGCUAAGAAUGACAUGGCGAUCAACUCGAAUGCCCCUCAAGUUGAAUCUGAUGAUGAAGAAUUGGUUCCUGGCACUCCUGUCCCUGCGACGCCUGUAAUGGUUCCUUUGACAGCAGGACCAGCACCUUUGACCAGCAAUGAGGUGAUUGCAGCACUCCAACCUGGACUUGUUGGUGCUGCACCUUCGAGUUCACCGCCUUUGGACUUGGUUGGUGAUCUUUCCAUGCCUGCUACGCCAGCAGCCUCAGUGCCUGUGCCUCCGAGUCCAGCUGUGGGCUUGUCUCCUGGACUUGGGCGAACUAUGGAUCGCGCUCGCGCUUUUGAUGAUUUCGAGCGUGGAACAAAGCGUGCUGCCGAAGAAGAUCUUCCUCGAGCAGAACCUUUUGAGAGAGCUACAGGAUCUACCCUGCAGCCGAAUGAAGCCUUGGCAUUUGAGGCAUUAAUCAUGUCUCAGGCAGAACUUGAACAAGUUGCCAACGACACCAACAUCCAUCCUCUACUUGCUCUUCAAGCCCAAGCAGACCUUGACCGCUGGCAUCCCUUGGGCGCUGCAGAGUAUGACCAUGGGACCUGGGAUGGACGUUGGGCCUUCCUAUGUGAACGUGAUUGGCAAUUGCAAGUUGAGCUGGGUAAACAGCUUCCUUCUGGACAGCCUGUCCAAGAAUCAAAUGCCGUGCAAGCUGCUCGCAAGGAAUACCAUUGGUCACAGAUGAGUGACGAGCACAAGAAGCUUUGGGGUGAUGCAGCAACGACAGGUUGGAAAGCCUAUGUUGACAAUGAGGCGAUCAAGGUUCUGAGCAUGCAAGAAUCACAAGCCGUACGUCGUGAUCUUGGACGUCGGAAAGAACUUGACCGCAUCAUGACCCCAAGAUUUGUCAUGACAGACAAACAUGAUGGCCUUCGAACAGCAUCGCAUCCACUUCCUAUCAAGCCCUCCAGCAGAUUGGUGGUACCAGGAUACAAAGACCGGAGCAACCUUGAAGGCAACCUUCGCCGUGAUGCUCCUACUGGAUCGCGAUUGGCUCAGCAUUUUUUGUUUGUGGUGGCAAGCUUUUUCACCCAUUGGGCAAUCAUUUCUUCGGACGUCAAAGCAGCAUUUUUGAAAGGUGAUCCAUACCUUGCAAGAGAGCUGUACCUCCAGAACACCAACCCGAAGAGCUCACCGAGUUUGCCGCUACUACCUGGCCAACUUUGCCGAGUUCUGAAAGGGAUCUUUGGCUUGGCCGAUGCUCCAAGAGAAUGGUGGCUUCGACUUAGCCGCACCAUGAAUGAGAAUCGUUGGGUUCGAUCUUGCAUUGAUGCAGCCAUGUGGCUACUUUGGUCCGCUCCUCAAGAUGGCCAGCAGGAGCUUGACAACUAUGAGUCCUGCACCUUGGAAGGUGUCAUCGUCGCUCAUGUCGACGAUUUGCUCUUUUGUGGUUCGAAAGUUGCUGAAGCCUCGUUAGCAAAGAUUGGCCAAGAGUUGGGCUUCGGCAGCCAGGACUUCAAUGACUUCACCUGGUGUGGGAAGCGCAUCAGACGUGCUUCGGACGGCUCAGUCCGAUUGUCUAUGGUUGAAUACCACGAGAACCUCAAGGAGAUCCUUUUGCCGAGGGAACGCAAAUCCAAUCCAAGUGCUGCACUAUCGCAGCAUGAAGCACGUCAGCUACGGGCGGUCCUUGGCAGCGAAGAAGCUACAAUCGGCACCAUCCUUCGAGCAAACAGCCUUGUCAAGGAGUUCAAGCGAACCAGCCAGUUUGAGUUGAUUUUCAGACCGAUUGAUUUUCGGCGAGCUGGCAUCGUUGCGGUUUCCGAUGCGGCGCUCGGCAAUGUGCAACGUUCAGGUGCUUCAAGUGGAACGCCCCUGGAGAAGGUCUACUCACAGGCCGGGUAUGUCAUCAUGAUUGCCGAUGAGGCCCUGGUGCAUGGUAACUGCGGAUCCUUCAAUGUUUUGGAUUCGAGGUCACAUCGGAUCCCCAGGGUAUGCAGAUCGACGUACUCAGCCGAGACACUUUCAGCUGAGGAGGCCAUUGACACUGCGCAACUAUGCCGUGGAUUUCUGGCUUCGCUCUGCGGAAAAUCCUUGCAUGGCCGCAAUGUGGACACGGCCAUCAACUCCAUUGCCAUGACCGCAGUUGUGGACGCCAAAGAUGUUCACGACAAAGGGAACAGUGAUACACCAAGUUAUGGAUCUCAGAAAAGCCUUGCAUUCACCAUUGCAUGGCUUCGCUCGGUCUUGAGACGGCCGAAUUCCUGCCUGAAAUGGACAGCAACCAGCAACAUGUGGGUUGACGCCCUGACCAAGGACAUGGACCUCCAGCAUCUUCGCAAGAUUCUGCUUUCCGGGUCUUGGUCGAUUUCCUACAGCCCCGAGUUCUUGAAGCAGGUUGGAAAAGCUAAGCAGCUGAAACCUUCAAGCUCUACAGCAUGCGCUGACGCUGAGCUGCCUGGGACGAGACUGAGUGCUGAGGACCCCAUUUUGCCGCAUUUUGUCGUCUUGAUGGAUUGCAUCACUCUGGACCCACCACCUGAGGCAGGCAAUGCCCGGUGCUAUAGAUAUCCCUUCGUGGCCGUCGAAUUGAUGACCUGUGCCCCAGCAAAAUUCUUGGAACUUCUUGUGAGCAAAGAGAGUGAUGCUAUGGACUUGCUGUGGUCCUUCCUCAGAAGGACUCCGGCUGAGGUGAACCCAGUUCUCGCGGGCUACUUUUCCAGAACUGCUACCGCUCUGAUGAGUAAAUACAAGACGGAGGUCUUGGAUUAUCUUCGUUCGCGGGGUCCGGAACAACUCCUGAGGGAGUUUUUGGACCGAAUCCACUUGAGGUCGCUGGCCGAACUCCUGGCGCGGCUUCUCUCAGGGGAAUCCGAGGCGGAGGUGGUCUUCCAAACCAACGACCUCGUGGCACGGUUCCUGAGCCGCUGGCAGGAAGAUUCCAACAGUGACGCGCAAGAGAACAUCACGCUGGUCCUGGGGGAACUCUGCAGCCAAAAGGACUCCUUGUAUUGGAUCGAAGAUCUCACGCAACAACUCACGGAAGCCAGCACUGUACAAUUUCUCAUUGAUCAUAUUUUCACUCAACCUUCUGGCGUGCCACCAGCUAUGUCUCUAUUGACCACGGUGAUCAUCCACACCGCUGGAAAGGAAACCGCUGAGGUCUGUGCUUCCACCCCCAGUUUGUCGCCACUGGCCCAACCACGCCUUGGGGAGGACAUGCCCCCAGUCAGUUUGGAUGAGCCUGUGGUGGGUGAGGCCGCUCCAGCCAAAAUGGUGUCGCCCGGACCGCCUCAGAUUCUGAGCACUUCGGAAUGGAUGGAAAGGCGCCGAGCCAGCCUGAUGCGUGAGGUGGCAGGGCAUUUCCCAAGUUUCCGCCAACUUUUGGACACCAGCCUCCAACAGAACAGCGCCAAUCCAAGUCUGGCAAUGCCUCAAGGAAGCAUCAAGGCUGUUGGAGGCACCACGCUUGAAGUCAUCAGCCUCAUCACGACACUCUCCAGGUCUGGCCUAGAGGUGAUUUUGGAAGCGAUGCUGAAGAACGAGCUCCUUCCAAGAUGCCUCCAGGUCUUUUUCCAACACCCAUGGAGCAGUUUACUCCACAACUGCGUGAAGCAGUUGGUGAUUGAGGUGCUGUCAGGUAGCGACCCUUUAAGGCAACACUUGGCGAAGCAGCUUCUGAAAGAGGCAUCUCUCGCGGAGCGGAUCGUUGAGGAGUAUGCAGCUGAAGCCUCGUGGAAAGCCACAAAGCAGAAGCAUGCGAGGGUGGGCUACAUGGGCCACCUUUUCCUCAUGAGCACCGCCCUGCAGGAGUGCAAGUCACAGGAGGUGGUUGACAUCCUUACUGCCACCAAUGGUUGGAGUGAGGUGGUCGCUCAGCUAGAGGCGACCUGGAGGACCUGGAGAGUCGCCUCCAUGGCCAGAGGUCUAUAA